Molecule: messenger RNA, 1332 nt
Organism: Oncorhynchus keta (chum salmon)
Lineage: Eukaryota; Metazoa; Chordata; Actinopteri; Salmoniformes; Salmonidae
Product: dynein heavy chain-like
Exons: 2
Coding region: 1-1332 (443 amino acids)
Source: RefSeq, a predicted model, not a curated record
AUGCAGUACAGUUCCAAGGUCAUGCAGUACAGUUCCAAGGUCGUACAGUACAGUUCCAAGGUCAUGCAGUACAGUUCCAAGGUCAUGCAGUACAGUUCCAAGGUCAUGCAGUACAGUUCCAAGGUCAUGCAGUACAGUUCCAAGGUCGUACAGUACAGUUCCAAGGUCAUGCAGUACAGUUCCAAGGUCAUGCAGUACAGUUCCAAGGUCAUGCAGUACAGUUCCAAGGUCAUGCAGUACAGUUCCAAGGUCGUACAGUACAGUUCCAAGGUCAUGCAGUACAGUUCCAAGGUCAUGCAGUGCAGUUCCAAGGUCAUGCAGUACAGUUCCAAGGUCGUGCAGUACAGUUCCAAGGUCAUGCAGUACAGUUCCAAGGUCAUGCAGUACAGUUCCAAGGUCAUGCAGUACAGUUCCAAGGUCAUGCAGUACAGUUCCAAGGUCGUGCAGUACAGUUCCAAGGUCAUGCAGUACAGUUCCAAGGUCAUGCAGUACAGUUCCAAGGUCAUGCAGUACAGUUCCAUGGUCAUGCAGUACAGUUCCAAGGUCGUGCAGUACAGUUCCAAGGUCGUGCAGUACAGUUCCAAGGUCGUACAGUACAGUUCCAAGGUCGUGCAGUACAGUUCCAAGGUCAUGCAGUACAGUUCCAAGGUCGAACAGUACAGUUCCAAGGUCGUGCAGUACAGUUCCAAGGUCAUGCAGUACAGUUCCAAGGUCGUACAGUACAGUUCCAAGGUCGUACAGUACAGUUCCAAGGUCAUGCAGUACAGUUCCAAGGUCAUGCAGUACAGUUCCAAGGUCAUGCAGUACAGUUCCAAGGUCAUGCAGUACAGUUCCAAGGUCAUGCAGUACAGUUCCAAGGUCAUACAGUACAGUUCCAAGGUCAUGCAGUACAGUUCCAUGGUCAUGCAGUACAGUUCCAAGGUCAUGCAGUACAGUUCCAAGGUCAUGCAGUACAGUUCCAAGGUCAUGCAGUACAGUUCCAAGGUCAUGCAGUACAGUUCCAAGGUCAUGCAGUACAGUUCCAAGGUCAUGCAGUACAGUUCCAAGGUCAUGCAGUACAGUUCCAAGGUCAUGCAGUACAGUUCCAAGGUCGUGCAGUACAGUUCCAAGGUCGUGCAGUACAGUUCCAAGGUCGUACAGUACAGUUCCAAGGUCAUGCAGUACAGUUCCAAGGUCGUACAGUACAGUUCCAAGGUCAUGCAGUACAGUUCCAAGGUCAUGCAGUACAGUUCCAAGGUCAUGCAGUACAGUUCCAAGGUCGUACAGUACAGUUCCAAGGUCAUGCAGUACAGUUCCAAGGUCAUGCAGUACAGUUCCAAGGUCGUACAGUAA